Molecule: messenger RNA, 1958 nt
Organism: Schizophyllum commune H4-8
Lineage: Eukaryota; Fungi; Basidiomycota; Agaricomycetes; Agaricales; Schizophyllaceae
Exons: 1
Coding region: 135-1745 (536 amino acids)
Source: RefSeq, a predicted model, not a curated record
CCGCCGCCCAACUUGCGCACGACACACUUUCAGCAGCUUCGCCGUAUUGAAAUCCUACCGAAGCCUUCAUCUCUGCCCGACAAAAGAGCGUCCCCAAUCUGCUACGCCCUGACUACCACGCUACUGCCUCAGCCAUGCACAUUCUGCGGGAAUUAUCGACUUCCACCAUCCUCUGCACUAAAUGCGCGAACACCAUUGACGUGACUAUCGGGGCACCAGAACUGAUCUUGCGCGCUCGCUCUGGCUACACUCCGUUUACCAGAAACGAGACCUCGGCUCUCCGUGCCGGCCUGGCUCGGGUAUACGGAGACCUGCGCCAGUGCGAGUUGGAGAUCGCGCGGCUGGAAGUAACUCUACACACGCUUCGCGAGUCACAAAAGGCCCUCGAAUUGACGGCAGACUGCAUUAACGCCCUUCUCUCGCCUAUACGCAGGCUUCCGCCAGAGCUGCUGGCAGAGAUCGCGCCGUACACCCUGCCCUCGAGGUGGUUUACGGACCACAUCGGCAAACAUCCGUGGUACUUCUCGCAGGUCUGCCGCAGCUGGAGGUCCGUGGCUAUCGCCACGGGAUGGGCUUGGGCACAGAUCCGCUUUCCGCAGUGGCUACGUGUGCGGAUUGUCAACAGGGCCGAUCUACUCUCGCAUAUUGUCGGGCUCUACUUGCAACGAGCCGCGGCUACGGGCAGCCCCAUUAAGAUCCGUGGCCUCAGGAAAGCGCAUGUGGAAGACGAGAGGACUCGGGCCUGCCUGAUGGCUUACGCAGAUUGUAUACACACCCUCGAGGUGAAAACCAAAUACGAUCUACUUCCCUUCACAUGCCAUUUGACAGCGCUGCAGCGACUUAUUGUUCACAACGAGCUCUUUGACAAUGUGGAUGCUCCUAACGUCCGCAUCGUCGACCUCUACGAGGCCAGUCCAUCUACCAUUGAGCUCCCAUGGGCAAAUCUGCGCGCCUUCAAGAUGCACGGAUGCAUCAGCGGCCCGGACCUCACGGUCCUACGUUCAUGCACAGCGCUGGAAGUACUCAGCCUUACCGACGACACUUUGGGGCUAGAGUUCCAUUCUGACCCCCUCGUAUUCCCUGCACUACACACCCUCGAGAUCGGCAGCGCGGCCAUCGAAGUGUGCCCCCACCUCGUCGCACCCGCGCUCCACCACUUCAUCCUGAACAUGGGGUCCGAUGACAACUACACCUGGCACGUCGAAUUGCAACGAUCCCCGUUGCAGAUGCUAGCAAACCUCCUCCCGCCAGUCACCUCGCUGACCUUGCGCAAUAUGGACACUUACGAUUUCGAGAACAUACCCGUGCGCGAGCUGCUAGCGCUGCCGCGCAAGCUGCAGAAGGUGUCCGCCGUCAUAGAGACCGAUUACGCCCUCCAGUCCGGCACGCUGACGAUGUACCGCGAUUUGGUGACGGUGCUGGGUUGGGACGAGGCCCAUCCGACGCUUCCGCAUCUCACGGAGAUAGACCUCGUCAGUGGAACACGAGAUAUACCAUGGUCGGAUGAUGAUGUCGCUCUCGUGCGACGGUUGUUGGUGUCGCGCGCAGCCGGCGCGGCGACUGGCGGAUGCGCGCGGCUCGAGCGACUUAACAUACGGACCCCAUUCGCGCCGUUCCCAGUUGGGCCUCUGGCGGAAUCAUGGGCGGAUGCGCGGGGCACCGACGGACAGCGUGUCAUGGCGAUAGAUAGGCACUGCCAGGGUGAACCUGUUGAGGCUUUCGACAUAGAGACAGCGCUACGAUAGUCUAAACCUGAUACAGGGAGAGGAGCUGUCGUCCCCGAUGCUGAUGUACGCGCUUCGCAGAGAGCCAUAAUGAUUGUAAACACCGGCGAGAGAUAGCUACAAUUUGAUCGCAGGUUGGGUUGUCCUUGGCCACCUCGUCGACACUUGGCGAUUUGACUGCGUCCUCAGCCUUCUCACUUGCUUUGUCCAUUCGAACCGCGUUCAAAUCGAGCU